AGAACAAAGAGAGACAGAAUUUAAUGGCGUUAGCGAAUAACUUAACGGCGAUACUCAACUUACUAGCGUUACUCUGUUCCAUACCCAUAACGGCGUCAGGUAUAUGGCUAGCUUCAAAACCCGACAACGAGUGUGUCAAUCUCCUCCGUUGGCCUGUCGUCGUCCUCGGCGUCCUCAUCCUCGUCGUCUCCGCCACCGGCUUCAUCGGCGCCUACAAGUACAAGGAGACUUUACUAGCGGUUUACUUGUGUUGUAUGGCGAUAUUGAUCGGACUUUUGUUGGUUGUUCUGAUAUUUGCUUUCGUCGUGACCCGACCCGAUGGAUCGUAUCGGGUUCCUGGUAGAGGUUAUAAAGAGUAUAGGCUUGAAGGGUUCUCGAAUUGGCUAAAGGAGAACGUUGUGGAUUCCAAGAACUGGGGGAGAUUAAGGGCUUGUUUGGCGGAUACAAACGUUUGUCCUAAACUCAACCAAGAGUUCAUCACCGCCGAUCAGUUCUUCUCCUCCUCUAAGAUCACUCCUCUCCAGCUUUAAGUUAUUUGGUUUUGGAUAUUUCCUUAUCUUUGACAAAACUAAAGAAUGGUUUCUGACCUAAUUAAUCUUUACAUUUUCU
This is a messenger RNA of Arabidopsis arenosa, 609 nucleotides long. NCBI's taxonomy places the organism in Eukaryota, Viridiplantae, Streptophyta, Magnoliopsida, Brassicales, Brassicaceae. The record is from the annotation of a GenBank genome assembly.